Myotis brandtii (Brandt's bat) is the source of this 2060-nucleotide messenger RNA. It is a transcript of the gene PRRT4, whose product is annotated as proline-rich transmembrane protein 4. The record is from RefSeq and is a predicted model, not a curated record. Bases 153 to 1523 code for a protein of 456 amino acids. NCBI's taxonomy places the organism in Eukaryota, Metazoa, Chordata, Mammalia, Chiroptera, Vespertilionidae. The transcript is spliced from 6 exons.
GCUGGGCGCCGGGGCCGGGGCCUCCCCUUCUCCGGGACUUGGCAGAGGAGACGCCGCCGGGAGGGAGCGAGAGGAGCAGGACCUUCGUGCUCAAAAGGUGCUGAAGAACGGAGGCCCUCACCCACUGAGGCUACCUGAGACCAAGUGGGGCCAUGGCAGGGCAUGGCUGUCUGGGGCUGGGGCUGUUCUGCUGGGUCCUCCUCGCUGUUCCUGUGGGCCCCCAGCCUGCUUCCUCCAUCCCAGGCGCCCCUCUCACUACUUUGACCCCACCCCCUCAGAGCGAGGCCUCUAUGCUGUCUCUCAAUCUGGGACUUAACUUCAAAUUCCACCUUCGGGGACCUGCUGCGGCCUGGGGGAGCUCUGUCACCGAGACUCACCCACUGUCCCCUGGACCGAGCCAGGAGCUGGAGGAAGAGGUGGCCAGUGGACUGAGGACUGACCCCCUUUGGGAACUGCUGGUGGGCUCCCUGGGGAACUACUCCCCAGAGUGGGGUUCUGCUGAAGGCAGUGCUACACCCUGGGCCUCCUCCCUGCCUCUCGAAUCCACAUCCCUAAUCUCUGGGCCCACCAACCGACCUACGGCUCCCUAUCAGCCCAGGAUGGGUACGGUGACCUGGGACACUGCUCUGAUGGCUACAGCCCCUCCAUCCAGUGCCCCCAGGCCCCACCAGACUGAGCUGGAACUGAAGUUUGACAUGGCACUGAGAGCAGGCGCAGCCCCCACGCUCGGGCAUCGAACUCUGCCCCUGCUGCCCAGUCUGCGGGCCAGCCUGGCAGAGAUUGCUGGGCGCCUGGGACCGUUUGGGUUCUUUGGCACUACUCUGUCCCCACUCCGGAACUUCUCUGGCGUGAGCCCCCCAGGCCCAACGGCAUCCCUAAGCUCUGCCUCCAGAGUCUCGGAUUCGCCGGGGUUCUUUGGCACCACUCUGUCCCCACCCCCAUCCUCCCUGGAGAGAAAGCUCCCAAGCCCAGGCCCACUAGACCCAACUGCUUCCCUGAGCGCUGCCUCCAUUGCAGCAACAUCACUAGACGCCACCAUCCCCACCUCCGGUCCAGAUGACCCCAUUCCUACCAGCCUCGGAAACCCUUCCGUGCAGCCAGAGUGCGGGCCAGGGUCCUGCAACGUUGGAGAAUUGCCUGAAGGCGAGGGGCAGCCUCCUGCAGCCCCGCUGUCCCUCUUUUUCCUGACCCUGGAGGCCGACUGGGCAGAGGCCAGGGCUCGCUGGGGGUUGGCCUGGGAGGCCCAUGUGUACGGGGUAGGCACCCUCUUCCUGCUCUGCGCCAGCCCCGACCGGCCCCCGCGCUGCCCGCUGGUCUGCGUCCUCAGCCCCCCGCGGCCCUCGGGAAGCAGCCCCAACCUCCCAGCCUCAGGAUCCUACCAGGCCCUGUCCCCGUCCUCCCGCGACUCCCCAGAGCCUGCUUGUGAGCUGCAGGCCGAAGAGGCCUUGCUGCAGGAGCAAUUCCUGGACGCCUGCCGACAGAUCGACGAGCUGAGCAUGGGCAGCGACACCAUAGACCUGUGAAGAGGAAGCCCCCUCGGUGCCGGCCACACGCCCCCUCCUGGAGGCAGCUCUGCCCAAGACCGGCACACUGUAACCCUCCCCCAAUCCGGCCUGGCUCAGAUACCUCGCCCAGCUUCCUCCCCCAUCCAGGGGCUCCUGGGUGGGGGGGUCAGCAGCCAGGCUCUGUUGAUUGGGAAUUAGUGCCACCUCCUCUGGAGCCCUGGGCGCUGAUGCCCUCAGCUGCCAUUCUAGGCUGGCAGGGGUCCCCGCUUUCCUUGGCAUUCACCAGCAAUAAAGCUCCAAGGUGCUCCACCCCUGACCACCACGGCCCACUCUGGUAUUGAGUGAGAGGGGCUAUCCUCAGAAGACCUCGGGACGGUCCUCGGCCCCCAUACCCACCUCUGCCAUGCCCAGGAAUCCCACCCCGCGUGAGUGACACUCCCAGUUCUCCACAUGACCCUUCCCUACAGAAGGGGUCCAUGGCCCACCUAGGAGACUCCACAGCUGUUGUGUGGUGGGGUGCGCGCUAUCAGAGUUAAUUUAUCAAUAAAAUAUUUU